Macrosteles quadrilineatus (aster leafhopper) is the source of this 4206-nucleotide messenger RNA. RefSeq names its product dymeclin. The coding region runs from base 132 to 1916 and encodes 594 amino acids. The record is from RefSeq and is a predicted model, not a curated record. Gene Ontology annotation, biological process: Golgi organization. Gene Ontology annotation, cellular component: Golgi apparatus. The transcript has 15 exons. Lineage: Eukaryota; Metazoa; Arthropoda; Insecta; Hemiptera; Cicadellidae.
GUGAAGUUGACGUUUACUAAAAUUGUUUGGUUAGACACAGUUUGAGUUCAUAAUAUUCUCAAGAUUAUUAACGAAAAUUACUUAAUCGAGUUGCAUACUAAUGAAUAGAAAACGAUUCAAUUCUUUCUGAGAUGGGGACUUCGUCCAGCCAGCAUGUGGAUUAUGCAACCAACGAAUACUUACUUCGGUUUGUUGGUAAAGAAAGUAUUUCUCCAAAUAAUCCGUUUUGGAACAGGUUUCUUACAUUUACACUGAAGCCACCAUUGAACAAAGCAGAGGAUGAAGCUCUCAUGCAGAAGAUUUUACCGUUGUGUGAAGCGCUUAAGGAGAACAACCUGCAGACAGGGAAUUUGGCAGCACUGCUUCACGUAUUGUUCACUGUCUCGCCAGAAUUGCUCGUCUCUACACAGGUGGAGAACAAUAUGUUCACCUGGCAAACAUUUAAUUCCUUGUUUAUUCUUCGAUGUUACACUAAGUAUCUCGUGCAGAGCGGAAAAGAAGUGGACCUUCUGAGACACAUAGAAACCAAAGCCAAUGGAAAGGAUGACGAAGAAUCACUGCUGAACCUAUACGUGAACACAUUGAUAGAUUUGAUAGUGUUUCUACCUGUUGUGGACUUGACGUACGGCCUUUAUGUGGAAGCUAUUAACUGCCUUAUUGUUCUGCUCUCUGUUCAACUUUUCACAACUCAAACAGCUGAUCAACUUCAAGUUUAUAGGUUAGUUAUGGAGAGUGACAGAGCAGAGAAACUGACGAUGGUGCUUGUGCAGAGAUACGUAGAUCAGCCUCGACCUCCGCAGUCCGGGGGAAGUCUACUGCUCGGACUAGCCUCCGAUGUGUGGAGUUAUCUGACCGGAGGACAAGGUCCGGAGACUUCUACGCUGGGUAACCAAGCCGUGUUGUUGUUGCUGCUGCUCAUCAACCAUUGUAACAACCCUCGCAAUCCGUACAGAGAAACUCUCAAUAACUAUUCUGAGAAUCUCGGUGGACUGCUGACAACAUUGUGUUCUACGUUGGACAGAGAAGAAACAACCCUUUUUCUCUACGCUUUGGUUCAUCGAAAUCAAAACUUCAAAACCUACCUAGUCUCUCGAUCAGACAUAGAGUCCUUGGUCCUUCCCAUAUUAAGUGCUGUGUACACAGGGCCAGAUGAGAACUGCCAUCAUGUUUACAUGAGUCUAAUCAUUCUUCUGAUUCUCACGGAAGAUCCACUCUUUAACAAGACAGUUCACUCUACGAUGCUCAAGACCGUGCCGUGGUACACGGAGAGGAUGGUUUUGGAUAUUUCACUCGGAGGCCUUAUGAUUCUAGUCACGACUCGGACGGUCCAGUAUAACCUGCUCAAAAUGAGGGACAAAUACCUUCACACAAACUGCUUGGCAGCUUUGGCCAACAUGUCCUCACAGUUUUACGAACUACAUCCGUACGUCUGUCAGAGGUUGGUAGGACUGUUUCAGGUUCUGGCGAAGACACACGCAAGGGCAAACUCCGAGCAAGGUACAGUUCAGGAAGCACUGAGGAUACUUCUAGAAGUAAUCAACUCUUGCCUAUCCCAUCAGCUGAUCCACAAUACCAACUUGGUGUACACUCUGCUCUACAAGAAACAUGUGUUUGAACCGUUCAAGAACGACCCUGCGUUCCAAGACGUCAUUCAGAAUUUGGACAUGGUGAUAGAGUUUUUCACCACUAAGCUGGAGAAGGAAGAGGAUCAGAAUACAGACGUGGACGUGGUCAUGGCUAGAGUGCAGCAGGCAGCUCUGCAAUGGCCUACGGACAGGCUCAAGAAAUUCCCAGAACUGAAGUUUAAAUACGUAGAAGAAGACAAGCCGGAGGAGUUUUUCAUUCCGUACGUUUGGUCGUUGGUGUCGCAACAAUCUAGUCUACAUUGGGACGCCUCGCUGUUCAAACAAUGCUGAUAGUAGCGUAAACAGCUGUGUGUCAUAAACUGCCGUCAUUGGUUACAGCUGAUGCUUUGAAGAAUAUUUUGUGAGAUACGGUUACUUUUUUCUAUUGCUUAUAUCUACUUUAUACUUUUACAAUUUGUUUGGGAAAUUGUUACCAAUCCGUUUAAGUUAUUACAAAUAUUGUUUGUAAUCAGUAACGGUUUUUUUACUUUAAUCGAAAUAUCAAUCAUCAAAUCUAAAUCUUUCAAACAGUGAUGCACGAUUUGGUGCAUAUUUUAAGCUAUGUUAACACAAGGUGAGUGCAGAAUGGAGUGAGAUGAUCUGUGAUGCUUUAUUACUCACUAAGAUCAGCUGUUUCAUUUAUCAUUAAAAAAAAAAUUAUUAAAUAGUAGGCCCUACAAUGAUCAAGGAUAGCUGGGCCCACUUGCGAACCAUCAAAAAGCUACUGACUUUUCUCAGGAUCAAACCGGCAGCCCUUAAUAAAUAAUAAUAAUAAGUCAAUCAAUCUCAUAUUCAAUUCAAUUCAAUUCAAAUUAUCUUUAUUCAUCAAGUACAUUAGAAAUAUCUACAUGAAUAGUGUCACAUUUCUCAUAAGUUAUAAAAAAAUAUACAUGCUUAUUGUGGUGGAUGAUUGUGAUAGGUUAAAACUUCAUCAUCUUUUUUGACCUUUGAACUCAAGUGAAAAUAAAAAUAACCUCACCCUAGCAAACCUGCAGACUAAGCAAACUUCUAUAUGCCUGAUUGAAUUUUCACUAAAUUAUUCCCUUAAAAAUGUCAAAUGUAUUCCCUAUUUAAUAGCAUUAAAAAGAUUAAACAAGAACGGUUUGCUGCUAAAGGAAAGCGAAAAAGUGUAUUUUGGUGAAAUAAUAGCUUAGAAUGGAAUAAAUCAAUUUGUCAAAUUUGAUCAAAAUACACUCAUUGAAUAACCAAUUGAUCAAAGCAUCUACUGUAACCUACAACUUUGUAUUACACCUUAGGAAUAUCAGUUAACAUGACGACUAACAUAAAAAAUGCAAUGUGUACAUAAUAUUAUUUAUUUAAGUGUAGUUAUUGUUUUGGAAAAACAUCUUACCUUUAGUGUUCAUUUUGGUUUAGAUUAUAGAGAUUAUACAAUUUAUUUAUCAAAGGUGUUUUGUUGGUACUAAAAUGUUUAUAACUUACGGUAAAAGAAAACACAAGAAACACUAGCAAAACUAAUCAUUUGAAUACUUUGUAUAUUUAAAAAAUGUUAUUUAUUUCAAUUGUAGAUUGUUUUGUAGUUUAAUAUUUUAGUUUGAAAGAUAAGCGUUAAUAUUCAUCAAUAAAAACGUUUUAACAUAUUUAUUAUAGAAAUACUAUAGUUUUUUAGUUCUAUUUAUUUUCAAAGAAAAUUAUAUUUACACCUCAUUGACCUUUUAGGGUCUUGUUAAUGUAAAGUCAGUUAUAAACAUGAUUUUACAAUUACUUUAACAUUACUAUGUUUUGCUAAAUUGAAUAUAUGCACCAAAAUAAACAAUGCUAAAACCAAAUUUCAGCGUUGAUUAUUACUCAAUUCUAUAAUUUGAUAUGGUAACACACCAAAGCAAAGAGCAAAAUAAAUCUUAUUGACAUAUCGAGUCAUUUUCAGUCAUUAUCAAAUACUUAAAACUGUUCAUCAAUCCCUAGAAUAAAAAUAUCAAUUUCAUCACCAACUUUAUUUAUAUGUGAAAAAUGUUGCCUUUCAAUAUGUUAUGGAUACCAACAUGCUAGAAACCAAAAAGUACCCGUUUUACCUAUGUGUUUUUUAUGUACAUAAUCGGGGCAAGGCUAGGUUAUUAGUUUAAAAUGUAGAGUCUUCUUUUACAAAGGCCUAAAUUCCAAUACUUCUAACAGCUGAAAAGCAAUGACUUUUAGCAAUGCAAUAAUGAAAUAAUGCUUUUUUCUGAGGUCCACCUCCCACCUAUCUAGAAAACGAAAAAGGCAAGGAGAACUAUUACUGUAUUUGUGAACUUGUAUUGUAUUGGUGACCUUCUUUUACUGAAAGCCAUUAAUUUAUUUAAUUGUUUUAAAUUGAUAAAUAAUUUAAAUCUAGUAACUAUUGUCCCCUGCAGUAUGUUAUUACCAAGAACAUACAGGUCUAAAAAUAUUUUUUUUAUAUUAUGGAGAAUAGUUUCCUUAGCAAUUUGGAAUUCAGCGUAAGUGAACAAAAUUUUAAAUUUAAAAAUUACUGUUUAUUUAACGAAUGUACAAUUGAUGUUUGAUUACUUUUACAUUCUUUAUUUUUUACUAUUUUCCCUCAAAUUUACUUUAUCAAGUAUGUACUAGCAAUACUUUUAUACACUUU